AUAAGAUCAAGAAAAUUCUGUUAAGGGUUUCCCAUUCCGAGUUGGCAAUCUCAAGCUGGUCGAAGAAUCCACAGUGACACCAGCAUCGUAUGCUCUCAAACCCCAGAAGACAAGAAACAAACGACUCAACCAAAGAAAGAACCGAACAAAUUCCCACGGUCUUUCUACCUUCAACUCCGAAACCGGUUCUUCAUUUCCCACUUCAUUUUUCCUUUCCCAAUUUACGCGUUCUAAAUAAACCCUUCUCUCACGUUUUCCCCAAAAUAUAUUCAACAUCCUUUUUUUCUUCCUUCACCACAUCACAUGCAAUGGUUUAUAAAGACACAAAUUCAUUAAGAUUAAGAUCUGCCAUGUGAAAUCGCUUCUUCUAUCAUUUAAGUGAAACUACUUGCUUUUAAUUCGUUAGUUAACUCUCUUGAAUUUCCAUUAAAAAGGGUAUUUUUAGAUUCUAAUAUGACUAGCAAUUGCCAAACUUCUGGUACUGGUCACAGUAUCAGGGGCUUAAUCUCCAACGCUGGUGCUGGUGCUGCUGCUGGGGCAAUAGCUGCUACGUUUGUGUGUCCUUUGGAUGUGAUCAAGACAAGGCUACAAGUUCAUGGCCUUCCACCUGUUCAAAAAGGUAGUGUCAUUGUCACGAGCUUGCAGAAUAUAGUUAGGACGGAAGGCUUCAGGGGAAUGUACCGUGGCCUUUCACCAACGAUACUGGCAUUACUUCCAAACUGGGCGGUUUACUUCACAUGUUAUGAGCAACUAAAGGGCUUGCUCCGGUCACAUGAGGGUUGCAACGAACUCACAACUAUGGGAAAUAUUAUAGCUGCUGCUGGUGCUGGGGCAGCAACAGCAAUAUCUACAAAUCCAUUAUGGGUUGUUAAGACAAGACUCCAAACACAAGGAAUGAGGCCUAAUGUUGUUCCUUACAAGAGUGUUCUUUCCGCUUUGACGAGGAUUACACGUGAGGAAGGUCUACGAGGACUAUAUAGUGGCAUUGUGCCGUCAUUAGCUGGCGUAAGUCAUGUAGCGAUUCAAUUCCCAGCAUACGAAAAGAUAAAGUCAUACAUUGCUAAAAAAGAGAACACAACUGUUGACAACCUUAGUCCUGGGAAUGUCGCUAUUGCGUCAUCAAUUUCAAAAGUAACUGCCUCUGUAAUGACUUAUCCGCACGAGGUAAUACGUUCCCGGCUGCAAGAGCAAGGUCAUGCGAAAAAUAGCAACGGAUUUCAAUAUGCUGGGGUUAUUGACUGUGCUAAGAAGGUGUUUCAAAAGGAAGGAAUUUCAGGAUUUUAUCGGGGUUGCGCAACUAAUCUAUUAAGAACAACUCCAUCUGCUGUUAUUACAUUCACCAGUUACGAGAUGAUACACAGGUUUUUGACACGGACUAUACCACAAAACGAGCCUAAAAAACCCAAGCCUGAAGCCGGUGAUAUUAAUACUAAAAAUGGAGGUGACAGGGAUCAAUCGCCAUCUCAAUCUAACAACAUUCCUCUCGGAAACAAAGAGCAGCUAACAAGACAUUGAUGUGCCUUUUUUGUUUAUUUCUUAUUUGUCCUUUCUCACAUUCAAUUCAUAUCUUGGCUGAGCUGAUUUUUAAUUUUCCUGUUGAUCAUGCAAAUGCUCAAUUUUAUCAGAAUUGUGAAUUAUUAGAAAAAUAAAUAAAAGUGCAAAUGUGAAUAAGCACAAGGCCAUGUUUUGAUUUGUAUUGUUCAAUUGUAUUUGGUAAUCAAUGAAUAUUUCAUUUUUGUAUGCACACAUGGUCCUGGCAAUUAUGUCAUUACAUUACAUCACCUACAUUUAUGUCAAUAGCACAACUUGAGUGGGUGGAUGCUAGUGCAUUCUCUUCAAUACCUGUUUUGGGGGACCAGUCUUUAUCUGUACACAAGACAUGAGAGGGAAAGGAAAGGAUGAUAUAUGAUAAUUAUGGUAGGACCUUGUUAUUGCCAUUUUAAGCAUGCAUUUGAUAUGGUAGGACCAAGCAAUAAGAUUAUUAUUAAUUGUUUCAUGUAAAUGUUAACUUCUCUGGUUCCUGUGUAAAACCAUUAGUAGCUACCACUUUAUUAGAGCCAACAUGGUAUCUUGGUCCACACAAGAUACCAAAGUUUCCUUGUGUUCAUAUAACAUAUUUGAUCAUGAUUCUGUC
Messenger RNA from Vicia villosa (hairy vetch), 2134 nucleotides. RefSeq names its product nicotinamide adenine dinucleotide transporter 1, chloroplastic-like. The transcript is spliced from 8 exons. Gene Ontology annotation, biological process: NAD transmembrane transport. Gene Ontology annotation, molecular function: NAD transmembrane transporter activity. Lineage: Eukaryota; Viridiplantae; Streptophyta; Magnoliopsida; Fabales; Fabaceae. The record is from RefSeq and is a predicted model, not a curated record. Bases 454 to 1515 code for a protein of 353 amino acids.